AGGACUUUUAUUUUGUAAAUUCAGAUUCGUGGUUGUAUUAGCUCUGCCACAGCAGUGGGCGGCGAUGUUGAGGAGGAGCAGAGACGCGAGAUGGCGGAAAACUCGAGAUUUGUCACAGCAGAGCAUCAGUCUGCACCCACAUCCUCACCAUCCUCACUGAAGAGGAGGCAUGAAGGAGACUCAGAGGAGUUCAGAUCACCUCCUAAAAAAUUGGAUACGGGAGAAGGCCACAGUCAGAAGGUGGCGACUCAUUACAACGCUCUGCAGGAGUGCGGCCUGGUGGAGCGCAGCAGGAGCAGAAUCCUGCACAUGCGCAACUUCAACAACUGGAUGAAGAGCGUCCUCAUCGGUGAGAUCGUGGAGAAGGUGAAGCGUGAGCAGAGGGAUGUGACUGUCCUGGAUUUGGGCUGCGGUAAAGGAGGAGACCUGCUGAAGUGGAGGAAAGGACGCAUCAGCAAACUGGUGUGUGCAGAUAUUGCCGCCGUGUCGGUGGAUCAGUGCCGGCAGCGCUACGAUGAAAUGAGGAGGAGGAGUCACCCUAGCGAACAAAUUUUCUCCGCUGAGUUCGUCACUGCAGACUGCAGCCGGGAGCUGCUGGGGGAUAAGCUGAAGAACCCUGAGCUGAGGUUUGAUAUCUGUAGCUGUCAGUUUGUGUAUCAUUACUCGUUUGAAACCCACAGUCAGGCAGACAUGAUGCUGAGGAACGCCUGCGAGAGACUGCGGCCUGGAGGGUUCUUCAUAGGAACCACGCCGGACGCCUACGAGCUGGUGAAGCGGCUGGAAGAGUCUGAUUCGAACAGUUUUGGGAACGAGGUGUACCGGGUAACGUUUCUGAAGAAAGGAGAUUACCCGCUGUUCGGCUGUCAGUACGAUUUCAACCUGGAGGGAGUCGUUGACGUCCCAGAAUUCUUGGUCUAUUUCCCCCUGUUUGUAGAAAUGGCGAAGAAGUACAACAUGCGUCUGGUUUAUAAGAAGACGUUCCACGAGUUCUUUGAGGAGAAGAUAAAGGACGAGCAGAACAGGACUCUCCUGCAGAGGAUGCGCGGACUGGAGCAAUAUCCGGCUGAUGGCAGAGACAGGCUGGCGUCCGAUAACCUGGAGGAGUACGAGCACGCUGAGAGGAGAGCCAGGACCUCCGGAGUUAGACUGCCACUGGGCACGCUGUCCAAGUCUGAGUGGGAAGCUACAAGUAUCUAUCUGGUGUUCGUGUUUGAGAAGAUGUCCUGAACUGAACUGAACUGAACUGGACGGUUGAACACCGAGGGCUCCAGGAGUCUCAGCUGAUUUUCUUCCUUUCUUCUUUUUUUUUAUUUUUAAUUUAGUUUUUGUGUUUUGGGAACGAUGAGCCGGUCGAAGCUGCUGUCUUUUCAGUUUAACAAACGGAUAAAGAUGUUUGUACAACCAUGUUUCUGUGUGUGUGUGUAAAUGAGGGGAGUGUGUGUGAGCAUAUAUAUGAUUGUCUUCAGUGUUCAGUCAUUUUCUAAAUAAACAGUUUUGUGAAAAAUCUAAUUUCCCUCCUUGCCACAAACGUAGGUCGUCACCCAAGAUGUUAGACAGUCGCUGAGCUCCAAACAGCAGCAGCAGAACUUUUACUGCUCUUCUGUCCAUUUUUAUAGAUUAUAGUGUGUCAGAAACCACAUAAUCAGGUCUGUUAGAGAUACUAAACACUUCCACUCAGUCUGAGGAGAGUGUGAUGAUUUAGCCAUGCUGUUAGGACCAUGUUAAUAAGAUUGCAUCACUUGUUAGCCACAUUAGCCUCAUAGCUCCAGUGCUAAAACUGAAGAAGCAAACUUAAGACACCAAACUUGUCUUGGCUGAUUGACUACAUUUGGGGUAAGCAAGGUUAACCUGAAUUAGAUUUUUCACCAGAAUCUCGCUUAAAAUCAGUAUUUACCUCAAGCUAUGUCAACUGGUACGUUACGGAAACGCAUUUCCACCAGCUAAAGGAAGAGAAAUAAUGUAUUAUGUCAAAAUUUUCAAAUAAAGACUCAUUUUCCUGAAAUAUCGACUUGGUAUCUUCAAAUAAUAACAUAUUCUCAAAGUCAUAUUCUUUGACUUAUAUCGAAGUAAUGACUUACCUUAAAUUACUUACUUUUUUUUAUAAUUCAUUAUUUUGACACAGCAUACUUAAAAUUUAAUAUUAACUCAAAAUCUCAAAAAAGAAAGUCAUUUCAAAAGAGCAAGUCAUUAUUUUGUAAUUGUCAUUUGUAAUCGUAAUUAUUGAAAUACUAAGUUUCUGAGAAACAAUUUUGAGAUAGAAAGAAUUAUAUCAACAUUGUCAGUAUUUCCAGAAAAAUAAGCUUUCAUUCUGAGAUUUUUUGAAAAAAUAGGUUGUCAUUUUCUGGAUACUAAAUCAGUUUUUUUGAGAAAAUAAAUCAUUCUAAGUUUUGAGAUAUUUUGACUCAGUUUUUUAGUAAAAGUCAUUUUGAAAUACUAAGACAAUUUUUUGAGAAAAGUUGAGAUAUUAAGUGAAAAUUUAGAAAUUUUUGAAAAGAUUUUCCCCUCCUCUACCUGGUGGACUUCCAUAGUACCUGACUUUUUCCCAGGAAAGGAUAAAGAAUGUAUUAGCACCAGUCGAGUAUCUCUUUCAUACUAAGUGCUUUACAGAAGCUCGUUUCUAUACGGCUCGUUAAGUUCGUGAUCAUUUCACUGAGCUGACGUCUGGAUGGUUCCUCACCGCAGAGCACUGAAGUCAAAGUAAUGUGAUUUUUGAUCAAACGAUGCCCGUUUGGCGAGAGUGAUGUCUCUGUUUAUUCAGCUCUAGUUUGUAAUGGUGGUGAUGGUGUCUGGAUUCUAUGGCUGAACAAAAUUCACUUUGUCACUGUGUUAUUAGAACACGCAGCGUUUGAUGCAGUGUUAUAUGUUUAAUAAAUUAGAUGAUGUAAUCAACACACAGUGUAGGCUGCUUCCCGAGUAAAUGAAUGCCAUCUUUCAUAGUUUUGGGCUCCUUACUGUUUUAUUUUGAUGUACUGAAAGAGUUCUUUCCUCUUUUUUAAAAACAAGACCGCAGAACCAAUUCUGCCUCCUUCACUGAUCACACAGAGGCUCAGUUUUGUAUAUGCUGAGUUCAUAAUUAAAUCUGUGGUUUAUUUUGGGCUGAUUUUGUAUGACUUCACUGCCUCAAGCGUUGCGAUGCCUCUUUCCGCUCACUGCUGCUGGAAUGUAAUCCUGUUUGGAGAAUUCAACUUUGAUCGAUACGAUCGUCUGUAAUUUGUAACUCGUGUUUUGCUCUCUGGGAUUGUCCAGAAGUGUUGGUGUAGGAUGCAGACUCCAUUAAAGGAACACUGGUGAAAAAUAA
Colossoma macropomum (tambaqui) is the source of this 3298-nucleotide messenger RNA. RefSeq names its product RNA (guanine-7-) methyltransferase (gene rnmt). NCBI's taxonomy places the organism in Eukaryota, Metazoa, Chordata, Actinopteri, Characiformes, Serrasalmidae. The coding region runs from base 91 to 1227 and encodes 378 amino acids. The transcript has 11 exons. Gene Ontology annotation, biological process: 7-methylguanosine mRNA capping. Gene Ontology annotation, molecular function: mRNA 5'-cap (guanine-N7-)-methyltransferase activity. The record is from RefSeq and is a predicted model, not a curated record. Gene Ontology annotation, cellular component: nucleus.